UUAGUCCUUCGACUUCCCCUCGUUCACCAGCGCCGGGCGAUCAGGUCACAACCCAACCGCUUCUCCCACUCGUUCGCUCCAGGCUCGGGCAACCCAAAGCCACACCACACCACGAUGGCCGAACCAGCGAGCAAAACCACGCUGCCACGUCCGACAUCAUUGCCAACUCCUUCCACUCCUCAUGCACCGUCUCCUUCAACGCCGACCGGGAUGAAGCCACGACUCGGUCCACGAAGGCAGUCCCGAUUUACCGAAGACAUGACGGAACAAACCCCGGUCGCCUCCGUCUCAGAGCGAUCUAUAGAUUAUUACUGGUAUGGGCACUCGGCGGAGGACGUACAUACCCAUACCACUGCCGACAAUACCGACAACCACCUCGUUCCGAACCAGGAGCCUGCACGGACGGAUGUGGGCGAUCGCGAUCGGAAGGCUCAGGCGCAGCUGGCGCGCUUGGUGAACAGCGCCGUGCAUGCCGUUCCAUGCGUCGUCUUGUUGGUGCUACUGGGGUAUGCCAUGCGUGUGUUGCGUGAGGAUAUCGGGGAUCACACGGGCGUGCAAGCCAUUCUCCUCAUUUGUUUUCUCUUUGCCGACAUUGUGCUCGACGUCGUGACGCUCUUGCGGGCGCAAAAGCCUUGGUCAAAGCUGGGCUUGGGCCUGCGGUUCGCUUGCGGGAUUGCUUAUAUCACCGUCUUCCUAAUCUACGUUGGGCUGGGCCGACCGUUUCCGAGCGGUCACACGUACUGGGGCAUGUCUAGCAGCUCAGCGGCGCUGCUAGUGUAUGUCAUACUUUGCGUUGGAGGCUUGUGGAAUAUCCUUCACGUCCCUGUCUGUCGAUACCAGCUGGGUGGCCCUCUACUACGACCUACACCGUCGUCACCAAGCCUGUCGCCGACCUUAAAAGAUAGAACGAGCUUCAAUCUCCGCUUCUCGACGGCCGGAACGGAGACCGAACACUCGUCUAUCAGCCUGACUUGGCGGCGCUGGGUUCGCACGCGGAGCACACAAUAUAGUCGAGAUGAUCUUGAGCCUGGUCCCGCCGCCCAGAAAACAGCGACGCGCGAGGCGUCUCCGGACCUCACGCUGCGAGAACAGCCCGGCGAGGAGGAGGAGGAGGAGGAGGAGAAGGCGAAGGACAUGGGCGGCUCGCGCGCCGUGAGCAGUCACGACGAGAAGAGGAGCAGCAGCGGAGUGAAGCAAAAGGGCGACGAUAAGUGGCACGAGAAUGGGUCCGAGGAAACAGUUCGGCCCGCCACCGCCACCGGGACCGAGGACGCCGGGAAGUAAUUUCUGGUUGGGUUUGUAUUGUACUGCGUACGUGGGAUAGCAUAGCGUUGGCGCAUGGCGUGAGAGAGGUUUUUGGAUACCCUAGGAGUCCCUACAAGGUAAUGCGAUGAAAUAAAAAAGAAACGGAUGGUAAUAAUUGAUUGGUGUGGGCAGUCACAUACCGCGGGGUGCAACAACAGCUUGGUGAUGUCCGAGGCAGAGAUGUGCUCGAGGCAAACGAGGGGCAAGCCUCGAAUCCAAUUCAUCUGCUCAUCUCCCAAGAGUGCCAAUGGCCCGUUCUAUUUUUUGCAGCAUGCUCCCGGACAGCUUUCCCACAAUGUAACGUCCGUUUCCGUCGGGUGAGAGUUAUCGGCCCUAGCAAGCUUGCAGAUGAUGCAUCGCCGAAUUCCAGUCAAACACAGUUGAUCAUAGGCCGACCAAUUGAGGUAAGAGGUGCAGCAAACGGUUCAAUGUGUUUGCCCGCCGCCAAAAACAGCCCUAGCGGUUGUAUUUUCGGUUUGUCGCACUUGAGCUUACGGGAACGUAAGUACUGUACCUCAGAUUUUACCCGGAUCGGAAAUGGCAGCCGCGAUUGCUGAGAGUGGACCUGCGUAGCGCCGGCACAAGAGUUGUGUCCAAUGCUUACUCCGUACUACUUUGUAAGACGACCGGC
Molecule: messenger RNA, 1936 nt
Organism: Thermothelomyces thermophilus ATCC 42464
Lineage: Eukaryota; Fungi; Ascomycota; Sordariomycetes; Sordariales; Chaetomiaceae
Exons: 3
Coding region: 115-1284 (389 amino acids)
Source: RefSeq, a predicted model, not a curated record